AUGCUACCCCAGCUAUUGGUAAUUCUGUUGCCACUCGCUCAGGCUGCGCUUCUUUCCACGCCUCAACCCGAUCAAGACGGUAUUGCAAAGAUGAGGAGUGAAGGGCAUCAAGUAUCGGACGAACACUGCCAAGUCCUGCUCGAAAACCAGCCAGUGCACGAGCUGAUGGAGCGCGUCUGCUCUCAUUGUCAUGAGUAUUUCUCGGAUUCAGUGGCCAAUCUCCGCUUCGAAUGCAGAUCAAACUGCUUCCAAAACAAGCGAUUCGAGCAGUGCCUCUCGCUGUUCGCCCCCGAACAAAGCGGCACCACCCAUCGGGCACGUCGGCAUCUCGGGCACAGGAAGAGAAUUGGCACCAAGGCA
Mesorhabditis spiculigera is the source of this 360-nucleotide messenger RNA. NCBI's taxonomy places the organism in Eukaryota, Metazoa, Nematoda, Chromadorea, Rhabditida, Rhabditidae. The record is from the annotation of a GenBank genome assembly.